Vanderwaltozyma polyspora DSM 70294 is the source of this 2643-nucleotide messenger RNA. RefSeq names its product serine/threonine protein kinase CLA4 (gene CLA4). Gene Ontology annotation, molecular function: protein serine/threonine kinase activity; ATP binding. Gene Ontology annotation, biological process: intracellular signal transduction; protein phosphorylation; regulation of MAPK cascade. Gene Ontology annotation, cellular component: cytoplasm. The transcript has a single exon. NCBI's taxonomy places the organism in Eukaryota, Fungi, Ascomycota, Saccharomycetes, Saccharomycetales, Saccharomycetaceae. The coding region runs from base 1 to 2643 and encodes 880 amino acids. The record is from RefSeq and is a predicted model, not a curated record.
AUGUCGUUGUCUGCUGCUGCUAACUCGAUAUCUGAAUCAGAUUUCCAGAAUAUUGGCCCUGCUCCAAGACCCCCGGCUGCACCUUCAAAUUCAAUUACGCCAAUUUCUGGAUUCAAUCAAACUCAACCAAUUUCAUCCUUUAAUAUUAACAAUACGAACAGCAAUAAUAUUAUCGAGAAAAAAAAUUACUUGAAGUUUAAUACCAUUGAUAAAAAUACAAGAGCAAUGAAUUUAUCGAAAAGAAACGGUUGGGUUUCUUACAAAGAUGAUGGUUUGUUAUCAUUUAUUUGGCAAAAAAGAUUCCUAGUUAUAAAUGAUUCUUAUAUCUCACUUUAUAAAAAUGAUAAAAUGAAUGAUGAUCCAAUCUUACAAUUCGCUUUGACAAACGUGAUAAGUGUAAGUAGAACUCAAUUAAAACAAAAUUGUUUGGAAAUUAUAAGAAUUACUGAUAGAAAUUCAUUCCCUUCUUCAAAUAAUUUAUCAAAUAGCAAUAGUAGUAAUGGUAAUAACAACAGUAACAAUUCAAAUUUAAGUUCACUAGAUUCAAGCUCAAAAAAAUCAAUUUACAUAACAACUAAGAAUGAACAUGAGUUACAUGCUUGGCUAGACACUUUAUUUACAAAAUGUCCUCUACUAAGUGGUGUAUCUUCCCCAACUAAUUUUACUCACAAAGUGCAUGUAGGUUUCGAUCCAGAAACUGGUAGUUUUGUUGGUAUGCCAACAAAUUGGGAAAAAUUAUUAAAACAUUCAAGAAUUACUGGUGAAGAUUGGAAUAAUGAUUCAGCUGCGGUUAUUCAAGUGUUACAAUUCUACCAAGAAUACAAUGACUUAGGAAUAUCAAAUAAUAAUAACAACAACAAUAAUAAUAAUAAUCAAAACUCUGCAUCAAACUCUGCAUCAAAUUCAAUUACUUCAUUAAAUAACAAUAAAUCGAAUAGAUCAAGCCCUUCGCAUAUUAAAUCACCAAUAAAUGAUUAUAACAAUAACCAGCAACCUUUACCAUCAAUUGACUCAUCAAAAUCUUCUUUCCAACCUGUAAGACAUGCACCUUCUCCUCCAAAUUUUAAACCACAAAUUUCGGUAAAUACUAGGAAUCAAGGUCUUCCACAACAAUCUCCUUCUAUGGGUAAAUAUCAAAAUGUUAUCCAACAACAACGAUCAAUUACUCCAACCUCCAUAACAAAUUUCCAUCAGCAACAACAACAACCACAACAGCGUAUGCCUGUAAGAAAUAUUGUUCCACAACAAUACCAAAUGCAACAAAAACCGGUCUCUCCUAUUAAUCAAUAUAGAUCUCAUCAUAAUAUGGAAAACCCUUACUCAAAAGGACCUGUUGUUGCCCAAUCUAUCAUUCAAAAUAAUGACAAUGCAUCUCCAAUUAAACCAAAUCAAGGAAUUCCAACUCCAGUAAGAUUACAUCCUCAACGUGGAGCUCCAUUACCACCACAACAACAGGCACCAGGUAAACCAUCAGUACCGAGUAAAAGUCCAGGUCAAAUCAAUCCAAGCUCUGCAGCUGCAGCUGCUUUGGCAAUGAAACAACAUAUGAAACAAGUUACACCAACAAAACAACAACCUGGACCGCCAAACUUCCCACAGCCUCAAAGACAAGCUCCAAAGAAACCAGAACUUGAUCAAAAGAAAGAUGUAGGAGUAAGAAAACAAAAGAAACCUUCAAAACCUACCAUGUCCAAUGCUGAAAUAAUGUCAAAAUUGAAACAAGUGACAUUUAAUCUAGAUCCAACACCAUAUUUCAGAAUGAUUGAAAAAGCAGGUCAAGGUGCAAGUGGUUCUGUUUAUUUAGCGGAGAGACAACAAAUUCAAUCUAAUAAUUUAGAAAUGAUUCAAAGUACUAAUGAAGAAAAGGCUCACAUUGGUGAUAAGGUUGCCAUCAAGCAAAUGAUUUUGUCGAAACAACCACGUAAGGAAUUGAUUGUUAAUGAAAUAUUAGUUAUGAAAGACUCUCGUCAUAAAAAUAUCGUUAAUUUCUUAGAAGCCUAUUUAAAAACAGAAGACGAUCUAUGGGUAGUAAUGGAAUUUAUGGAGGGUGGAUCAUUAACUGAUAUUAUCGAAAACAGUCCAGCCAAUGGUGAGACUAAUUCUCCAUUGACAGAAGGCCAAAUUGCAUAUAUAGUGCGUGAAACCUGUCAAGGUUUAAAAUUUUUACAUGAUAAACAUAUUAUCCACAGGGAUAUUAAGUCUGACAAUGUCUUACUUGACACCAGAGCUCGGGUUAAGAUUACAGAUUUUGGCUUCUGUGCUAAAUUAACUGAUCAAAGAAGUAAAAGAGCUACAAUGGUUGGUACUCCAUAUUGGAUGGCUCCAGAAGUUGUUAAACAACGUGAAUAUGAUGAAAAAGUUGAUGUUUGGUCAUUAGGUAUUAUGUCUAUUGAAAUGUUGGAAGGUGAACCUCCAUACUUAAAUGAAGAUCCACUAAAGGCAUUAUAUUUAAUUGCUACAAAUGGUACGCCAAAAUUAAAGCAUCCUGAAUCAUUGUCUCUGGAAAUAAAAAGAUUUUUAAGCGUUUGUCUAUGUGUAGACGUUAGAUACAGAGCAUCGACUGAAGAAUUAUUACAUCAUACAUUCUUUAAUAUGGCAUGUGAACCUUCAGAUCUAACUUCUUUAUUAGAAUGGAAAAAUUGA